AUGGGAUGGGUUAUAUGUCGUACAAGAAGCCUAUUCAAGUGGGGUUUACAAGCUGGUGAAGGUGCUGCUAUAUAUUUUGGGAAAGAGGAGGCAAGGAAGCGUAUUCAUAAUGGAGAAAACAUUAUUUGGACUUCGACAAUGCCGCGCAGAUCUGGUCUGCACCACUACUAUGACGAUGGUAAGGCAGAUGAGUCCGAGUUAAAUUUCUUUAUGAGUAUUCGCUCGAAUUAUCUUCCUUUGAGGGAUGGAGUCAACUUUAUUAUUGAACUUUACAGCCCUCAUCGAUUCAGCCGCCAAUUUGGUUUUUACCAAGACACCCCUGGUCGCUUGGAGCAAGAUUUUCGUGAGGCCUCAUUAGAAGAAGGGUUAAGACUUGCACGGAUUUGUGUGUUGACUAGAUCUAAGUCAAGGGCAGUAUUUCCUCCUUUUGGAUCCAACAUGAAGAAGUUUACAUCAUCUAACUACAGAUCUUGGUGGGCAAGGGCGCAUGGAAGCCUUCUUGAAGAUCACUUACAAUUUUUGAUGAAUACUGUUGAGCCAAUCACAGAUACUAUUCAAGGCUGCAACGAAGAUGUUUUAGUAAUUGAUGAGCUUCCUGCUUUACAGUCUAAAGUAGUUGGGAUGCGUGCAGGCAAUGGACCUAUGCUACGCAAAGAAGUUCAAAGAGAAGAGAUCCACUCUCCAGUUGACCAAAGUCUUAUUCCAUUUGGUGUAGUCAUUGAUGCCUCUAACAAGUGCCUGUCCCAAGAGGAGAGUGAUAGCAGCAAAGGAGAUCAAUAUUGGAAAAGGAAAAGGCCAAACCCAGAAGGGGUUAUAGAAGUUCAAAGUGUUGAUAGCCCUUCAAGAACACUAACAGCUCAGAACAAGGAGGCUAAUAACGUUGUGUUGCAACGAGUAAGGCCACAAGAUAGUGGUGAGUCUGUAGCAGGACCAAACCCACAGAAAUCAUCUUCAAAGGCUAAGGCAGAUCAAGAGGCAACUUCUAUUUCUCUUAAUGGAAUUAGGGCAAAGUUGGGCUCUGAUUUGCAUGAACGACCAACAGUUGCAGCUUCAGUUUUUGAUGGAAAGAAGGUUGUCUUGGAUAUUCGAAAGGAGUUUAUCUUAAAGCUUUGGACUUCAAUUCAGCGUAAGCUGAAAGGCAGCACUGCGGACAAUGUCUCUGAGCUUGAAGAGAAUACUAAAGUGAUCCUUGAGGCAAUGGGUGGGGAUGAUGUGGAUAUUUCCCCUUUGAAAAACCUAUUAGAGUCCCUUUUUGAGCUUGCUGCUUCCUAUAACAAGACACGGUCGGAUUUAUCUGAGAAGGUUGAAGAGAAUGCAAGGUCGGAUAUUGAGGUAUGCCUUACAAAUGCCAUGAUUAAAGAAGAAGAGAAGGUUAGAGAAGUGUCAUCUAUCCGCCAGUCCUUAAUUAUAGUGAAAGAGAAGAUAGAGAAGCUCCGUGAAAAAGAGAAGGACUUAGAAUCCCUUUUAGAAGCUGCUGAGGAAGAAGCUGAAGAAGCCAAGUUGGGAGCCUCAACUGCUAGAAAGGAGUACGACGCAUGCUGCACUGCCUUGUUGACUGCUGAUGACUUGGCUGAUUUGGAUAAGAAGAAGAAAUACUUGGAAGCUAUGCUCAAUGAUUUGGCCAACUACAAGUUAUGCUUAGAUUAGGCUAUAAACACUGCUUUAUUUGUUCCUUUUCCUUUUCUUCUUGCAUUUGAUUGUUUAGUAGAUGUUCCCAUCAGCAAUAAAACUCCUUUUGCUUCACUUUA
Molecule: messenger RNA, 1748 nt
Organism: Nicotiana tabacum (common tobacco)
Lineage: Eukaryota; Viridiplantae; Streptophyta; Magnoliopsida; Solanales; Solanaceae
Source: RefSeq, a predicted model, not a curated record